GCGGCCGUCGCCGCGGAGGAGGGAGGGGGCCGUGGCGGCGGCGGCUCGGUCCGGUCCGGCCCGGUCCCGGCGAGCCAUGCGGCGGUCGUAGCUAUGCAGCGCGCCGAGCUGCGGGACGGGGAGGCGGCGGCGGCCGCCGCGGCCUCCUACCGGGUGCUCAGCCGCCUGCUGGGCUAUGGGGCCGGGCCGGAGGCGGGCGCGGCGGGCGGCGCCGUUACCGGUGCGGCGGGCGCGGGGCCAGGCGGCGGGCGGCUGCCGACGGCGGGGUUACCGGGCGGCGGGGCGCUGCGGAGCCCGCGGCCGCCGCCGCAGCUGAUGGUGUUCCGCAACGCGGCGGAGGGGCGGCCCGGUGAGGAGGGCGGCCCGGCGGCGGGAGGCGGGGGCCCGGCGGGCGGCGGCGGGGAGCUGCUCUGCCCGCGGCACCGCUGCGCCCUGGAGCCCAAGGCGGCGGCGAGGUGGGGGGCCGCCCCGCCGGGCGGGCUGGAGCUGCAGCUGGCGGCGCUGGGGCUGCGGCCGCCCGGGCUGGGCGCGAAGGGGCCGGCGGGCUGCCCCUGCCCCUGCCUCGGCCCGCCGCCGCCCGCCGGGCCCGCCGCCGAGGAGACGAGCGACGCGCUGCUGGUGCUGGAGGCGCUGGAGCCCGACGAGGCCGGGAGCUGCUCCGAGGAGGAGCCCGGUUCCCCCGGCCGCGGAGCCGCCCGAGCCGCCGGGAGAGGAGGCCCCGGCCCCGGCUCCGCGCCGCCGCCCGCCGCCCCCGGGGGAGCCGGCCCCGGCGCCAGGAAGGGCUCGUUGAAGAUCCGCCUCAGCCGCCUCUUCCGCACCAAGAGCUGCAGCGGCGGCUCGGCCACCGGGGACGCCGCCGCCGCCACCGAGGCCCGGCGCACCGGGGAGCUGCCCGCCUCGGCCGGCAGCCUGACCGACGUCUGCGGGGCCCGCGGCCGAGAGCAGGAGGCCGGCAGGAAACACAGACUGACAAGAACUCAAAGUGCCUUUUCCCCGGUUGUGUUCAGCCCCCUCUUCACAGGUGAAACAGUGUCACUAGUGGACGUGGACAUCUCUCAGCGAGGACUGACCUCCCCUCACCCUCCGACUCCACCACCUCCACCACGAAGAAGCCUCAGCCUGCUAGAUGAUAUCAGUGGGACGCUGCCUACAUCUGUCCUAGUGGGUCCGAUGGGCUCUUCCCUGCAGUCUUUCCCUCUGCCUCCGCCUCCUCCGCCCCACGCCCCAGACGCCUUCACACGGAUUGUCCCACUGAGGCCGAUGGAGGCGAUGCCCGGCCAGCCCGCCUCGCACCUACAGUGUCCGCUUUACCGCCCGGACUCCAGCAGCUUCGCAGCCAGCUUGCGAGAGCUGGAGAAGUGCGGGUGGUACUGGGGACCGAUGAACUGGGAGGACGCAGAGAUGAAGCUGAAAGGGAAGCCGGAUGGGUCCUUUCUGGUCCGAGACAGUUCUGACCCCCGUUACAUCCUGAGCCUCAGCUUUCGGUCACAGGGCAUCACCCAUCACACCAGGAUGGAGCACUACAGAGGGACCUUCAGCCUGUGGUGCCAUCCCAAGUUUGAAGACCGCUGCCAGUCUGUGGUGGAGUUCAUAAAGAGAGCAAUCAUGCACUCCAAAAAUGGGAAGUUUCUCUACUUCCUCCGAUCCAGGGUUCCAGGUCUCCCUCCAACGCCUGUCCAGCUCCUGUAUCCAGUCUCCAGGUUCAGCAAUGUCAAAUCCCUCCAGCACCUUUGCCGCUUUCGGAUCAGGCAGUUGGUCCGAAUAGACCACAUCCCCGAGCUCCCGCUGCCCAAGCCCUUGAUCUCCUACAUCCGCAAGUUUUACUACUACGACCCGCAGGAGGAGGUGUAUCUGUCGCUGAAGGAAGCUCAGCUCAUCUCCAAACAGAAGCAGGAGACCGAAUCCUCCACGUAGCGAGGCUGCCUCGCCCAUCUUGUUGCUGUCACUGAUGGAAUUUGAUUGUUGCCAUCCUGUAGCCCAAGCCAGGCUGUGGUGGGAAGGAGGCACGCGACGGUGAAGCCUGCUUCUGCGGUGCCGCUUCUGCUCUCAAGCUCUUUUGUACAGAGAAGAGGGUUCAAGACUCCUAAGAAGCACAGCGGAACGGGAAUAAGAGCCUCGGCUCCUGCCUGAGGGAGAGGGGUCUCGGAGACAGCUGAGCCCAGCUCGCGGACUCCUUGCAGAACAAAGAAUGUCAUGGCACUAUUUACAAUUUUUUGAAAGUUUUAUUUUUUAUGUCUUUUUUUUUUUUAAUUUUCAGCAUGAGAAAUACUGUCUUAUGAUCAGCUGAAUUUUAUUAUCCUCCCUUGGAAACUUCAAGGUGGGGAGAGGUAGAGAGAGAAGAGGACUCUCUAGGAAGAUCAUUUGCUCCAGGCAUUAUGGCAAGACUGUUCUUUGGUCCUCACUGAGAGGGGAUGCAGCCGGGGAGCUGCAGACUGAGACAGAAUGACGUGCAGCUACGUGGAAUAACCUCUGGGGAGCACGGAGCUCUGAACAGCAGGCAGCUGCACAGCUCACCUCCUUUCUAGGAUUUGGGAGAGGAGGACCAAACCUAGUCUUGGGCAGCUGAGCUUUGCAACUGGAUUUGCAGGGUGGUCCUAGAUGCUUUUAACUUGGGCCCAAGGAAGGAAGAGCGUGUGAGCCAUUUGGAUGGCGCGGAGCCUUCUGCCAAAGGGAAUGGUUGCUGCUGCACUGGGGAGCAAGGGCUGCUCCGCUGAGGAGGCAUCCUUCCCUUAGCAAACACUGGAAGACAUCGCUGAGCCCCUUUAAGUGGAAGGAAGGUGGCAAAGCUGUUGCUGUAAGUGUUGCAGCAGUCCAUGGACCGAAGGUACUUGCUACAGUGAUCUCUGUCUUGCAGAGCUGUGGGACGUGCACUUUUAGCCUUUCUCUGGCUGUCUCCAGAAGCUGUGAACAAAGGGGCUUUCUGCUGAGCUGCGAAGGAUCCUGAUCAGGAGUUGCUGGGGCAUUAAGAUGCAUUUUUGGGGUGACUUGAAGCAAGAAACAGAUAACUGAGGGUUCUUCUGGAAUGGCAUCUGAUCUCUUCGAGCUUGCUUGCUGCUUCCUCCUCUCCCUGGGAUGUCCGUGGAACCACAGCAGUUGAGAAACAGUAAAGCCAAGAGAGGUGGUAGCUCUUGCUGUGUUUCUGGGCUUGGCACUGGCUGAAAUACCCCUCGACCCCUUCAAAUCCUGGUCUGCUGUCUCAUCUGCAACCGCAAAGAGUUUGCAUUUCAUGGUGAAGUUUAAAGUUUGCCGAGAAGUCUGGAGAAGCAUCUUUUCUCCUGUAUUUAAACGAACAAGUGUUCCUGCGCUCUCAGCUCCAUCCUGCAACAGUGUGGUCUGAAAAUGCGAUGCUGUGUGUGGCCUUGGUCCUCGGAUCGGGCUGUCGAUCUGAAGUCGGUGCCCUGCGAGCUGGCUGCAGUCACUCGGGAACCGCUAGGACUUUGGUCUUGCCCUGCAGAGAAUGAUCUAUGUCCUUGAAUUAGACACAGUCGUGUGGAUCUUAAAGCAGCCUGGAAAAAUUCUGAUUGUCUGCCUCUGCCAAGCGUUGCUUCAAAGGGUGCUAACAAAUCCUGCCCUCCCUCUCUUCACCAUCACCUCUGGCCUCAGUUUUGGUCUUGGAGAAAAAGUAUGGUUUUUUUUUUU
Messenger RNA from Grus americana (Whooping crane), 3639 nucleotides. RefSeq names its product suppressor of cytokine signaling 7 (gene SOCS7). Gene Ontology annotation, cellular component: phosphatidylinositol 3-kinase complex. The transcript is spliced from 10 exons. The record is from RefSeq and is a predicted model, not a curated record. Gene Ontology annotation, molecular function: 1-phosphatidylinositol-3-kinase regulator activity. NCBI's taxonomy places the organism in Eukaryota, Metazoa, Chordata, Aves, Gruiformes, Gruidae. Gene Ontology annotation, biological process: phosphatidylinositol phosphate biosynthetic process; intracellular signal transduction. The coding region runs from base 94 to 1914 and encodes 606 amino acids.